Petromyzon marinus (sea lamprey) is the source of this 3873-nucleotide messenger RNA. The record is from RefSeq and is a predicted model, not a curated record. Lineage: Eukaryota; Metazoa; Chordata; Hyperoartia; Petromyzontiformes; Petromyzontidae.
CGCACACACGCGCACACCCGAGUGGCUACUCGACUCCAAACACACGACCCGAAUCUCCCAUGGGUCAACUCGUGUCCCAAAACCACCACCUGCCGCUCAUGCAUUGUCCUUGCCAACACAAUAGCCGGGAAGACAAAGGCGGCCGCGCCUGCCUUGGCGUUGACCGCCCAACCGCCGCCCACCCCCCUGCAGCCCACCUUGCCUCGUUCCGGCCUUUCAAUAGGUGCUCGCUAACAAAGCGCGUGCCCGUCACGGUCGCGCGCGAGCGGCAGAGGAGGGCGGCUUUUGUGCGCGCGUUCGCUGUCGCUUCGGACGAAGAAUUUAAAUGUUCUCGAUUUGCUCGGCCGAGGAAGCGUCGAGGAGGGCAGGCGGGGAGAGCGGCUGUGGAGAUGGAGCCGCGAAAUCGGCUCAUGGGCAAGGUGCUAGGUGGGAUUGUUGUUACUCGGCAGGCCAGAGACAGGCGGCGACCACUUGGGCUGGCUCUCGUCCAGCAGUGGAUUGAUCCUGGCUCAUGACGGGCAGGUGUAGAUGGAGUGGGGAGAGAGAGGAAGAGGUGGGAGCCGUUGCUCGGCAGACCAUGUGACUGGAUUGCUGAUUAUGAUUUUUUUUUUAAAGUUUGGCCUUACUAUACAUGUAACAAUUAUGUAAAUUAUUCAUUCUGUUUCCCACUAUUUAUAGGCCAAUUGUCGGAUAUCGGCGUCAGGUCUGGCGAGACGAAAGCGUUCGCAAGCGGAAAUGGUGCAGCGAGCAGCUUACCCCGCGGUGUGCUGCGAGAACGCUCCCUCGGAGGGGGCAGUCGGCAGUGCCGGCGGAGUGCACUCAUCUUCAUCUGUUGCCAUCUGUACGGGGGACAGAGCGGUGUCGCCCCCAGUCGUGCAAAGGCGUUCGGCUUUUACUCCGGGUGAUCCCAUUUCCUCCUCCCGCCACCUGUCCCGCACACCUGCAGGGUCACGUGCUGUUGGCAUUGACCGCGUGGCCUGGCGGCCCGAGGGGGACAAAGCAAAGAACGGAACCACCGAAGCCCGAAACCUAGGUACAAGAACGUCCACUCCUCGCCCGGUUUCCCCCCAGGACCUUGUCUGUGCCUGGCUAGGUGCACCUGGAAUUCAGGUUCUGUGUGUGCAUCCCCUCCCCUCCCCCUGCCUCCCCCACCGACCCCCGCCUCCAGGUGCGUUCGCCCGUGCCCCACCUGCCUCGCGCCGUGCACUCUUAUGAUGGCCACCCGCCUACGGUUUCCAGAUGUGGUCCAGCACCCGGGGAAGGAGGGGGGUGAAUUGGGGACAUUGAUAGUGAGACAUGGGUGGCACACGGUAUCUGAACCUGUUCUGGAACUUCCUUGGUUCCACUCGGCCUUAAAUUAGUAGUAGCCGGUGCGGUGUGUACAUCUCGGCACACGUGGGUGUGAGAGUGCGCGUCUGUGUGUCUGUAGGAGCGGUGUGGUACCGGUCGGUGCACUGCGUUACCAACCCCAGCAACCACAGUUGGAUUACCCGGCCACGGCUAACAUCAGUGGCGCGUGAUAUUCGAACUUGUUCUGCCCGCUCCCCCAGGUUAACUUAGCCUUAACCAAGUACCCGGUGUUGUGGGUAAACGGCAGCAUCGGUUGGUGUCUCCAAUGUUCACGCGGAUGCCCUGCACGCCGAGUGUCUCAGAUGCCACGGAUGCGAGCGACUGGGAGUCGAACCCAGGCCGUCUGAAUCUUUACUCCUCGCGUCAACGUCAACCCCUUGGCAGACUAACAACUAAGACUAUGACAACUGAGACUAUGACAACUGAGACUAUGACAACUGAGACUAUGACUACUAAGACUAUGACAACUGAGACUAUGACAACUGAGACUAUGACAACUGAGACUAUGACAACUAAGACUACGACAACUGAGACUGACAACUAAGACUAUGACAACUAAGACUAUGACAACUAAGACUAUGAAAACUAAGACUAUGACAACUAAGACUACGACAACUGAGACUACGACAACUAAGACUACGACAACUAAGACUACGACAACUAAGACUACGACAACUGAGACUAUUACAACUAAGACUAUGACAACUGAGACUAUGACAACUGAGACUAUUACAACUGAGACUAUUACAACUGAGACUAUUACAACUGAGACUAUUACAACUGAGACUAUGACAACUGAGACUAUUACAACGGAGACUAUUACAACUGAGACUAUUACAACUAAGACUAUGACAACUAAGACUGACAACUAAGACUAAGACAACUAAGACUAUGACAACUGAGACUAUGACAACUAAGACUAUGACAACUGAGACUAUGACAACUGAGACUAUGACAACUGAGACUAUGACAACUAAGACUAUGACAACUAAGACUAUGACAACUAAGACUAUGACAACUAAGACUAUGACAACUGAGACUAUGACAACAAAGACUAUGAUAACUGAGACUGACAACUGAGACUAUGACAACUAAGACUAUGACAACUGAGACUAUGACAACUGAGACUAUGACAACUGAGACUAUGACAACUGAGACUAUGACAACUGAGACUAUGACAACUAAGACUAUGACAACUGAGACUAUGACAACUAAGACUGACAACUAAGACUAAGACAACUAAGACUAUGACAACUGAGACUAUGACAACUAAGACUAUGACAACUAAUACUAUGACAAUUGAGACUAUGACAACUGAGACUAUGACAACUAAGACUAUGACAACUAAGACAACGACAACUAAGACAACGACAACUGAGACUAUGACAACUGAGACUAUGACAACUGAGACUAUGACAACAAAGACUAUGAUAACUGAGACUGACAACUGAGACUAUGACAACUAAGACUAUGACAACUGAGACUAUGACAACUGAGACUAUGACAACUGAGACUAUGACAACUGAGACUAUGACAACUGAGACUAUGACAACUAAGACUAUGACAACUGAGACUAUGACAACUGAGACUAUGACAACUGAGACUAUGACAACUGAGACUAUGACAACUGAGACUAUGACAACUAAGACUAUGACAACUAAUACUAUGACAAUUGAGACUAUGACAACUGAGACUAUGACAACUGAGACUAUGACAACUAAGACAACGACAACUGAGACUACGACAACUGAGACUAUGACAACUGAGACUAUGACAACUGAGACUAUGACAACUGAGACUACGACAACUAAGACUACGACAACUGAGACUAUGACAACUGAGACUAUGACAACUAAGACUAUGACAACUAAGACUAUGACAACUGAGACUAUGACAACUGAGACUAUGACAACUGAGACUAUGACAACUGAGACUAUGACAACUGAGACUAUGACAACUAAGACUAUGACAACUAAGACUAUGACAACUGAGACUAUGACAACUGAGACUAUGACAACUGAGACUAUGACAACUGAGACUAUGACAACUGAGACUAUGACAACUAAGACUAUGACAACUGAGACUAUGACAACUGAGACUAUGACAACUGAGACUAUGACAACUGAGACUAUGACAACUGAGACUAUGACAACUGAGACUAUGACAACUGAGACUAUGACAACUGAGACUAUGACAACUGAGACUAUGACAACUGAGACUAUGACAACUGAGACUAUGACAACUGAGACUAUGACAACUGAGACUAUGACAACUGAGACUAUGACAACUAAGACUAUGACAACUAAGACUAUGACAACUAAGACUAUGACAACUAAGACUAUGACAACUGAGACUAUGACAACUAAGACUAUGAAGACUAUGACAACUAAGACUAUGACAACUAAGACUAUGACAACUGAGACUAUGACAACUGAGACUAUGACAACUAAGACUAUGACAAAUAAGACUAAGACAACUAAGACUAUGACAACUAAGACUAUGACAACUAAGACUGACAACUAA